GUUUCGUCCGUCGCGUCGCCACCACCACCACCACUCCGCUUGUCGCUCGCCGCACCCCACGAGCCUACUGCAUGAGCCUCAAGCGCCGCUCGGCCAUCCGCACGUCGUCGUCCCUCUCGCGGUCCAGCGCGUCGCCAUCCCCGGGCCUGACGUCGCCGACAGCAUCCGACGUCUUCUUCGUGCCAACAGCUAGCACCACCUCGCCACCACCGCCGACCUCGCCCCGGCCCGUGCACGCGCAAGAGCAAGUGCAAGCGCCCGACGCAACGCCCACGAGGAAAGCAUCAGCUGCAGCAAUGACCAACGCCAACCCCCCCACCACCACUGCCAACAACACCACGCCUGCGCUCCAUACCGCCCGGUUGAGCAUGGUCGGGUCUGCGAGCCCCGAUAAGAAGAAGCUGGACAAGGCGCCCGACGCCGUCGGCGUUAACGCCAAGAACGUCGCUACGCCUGGCGAGCUGUGCGGGUUUGUCGACACCCUCCUCAACUCGCUCGAGGAGCGCUUCGACCUCAUGUCCGAGCAGGUGCUGUCACGAAUGACGGAAAUGUCAGGCCGCAUCGACAACCUCGAGACGGCCAUCGCAGACCUGAUGCACGGCGGCGUCGAGCCGGCGAGCCCGACCCCGCCAGUCAAGAAGAACACGAUAUAGGCGGGCCUGGACGUGGGCGUGAUGACGCCGGUGUAGUGAUGAUGACGAGGUCGUGGCGACGAGCGAGCGAGUCGUCGCCGCGUACCCCACUGUACAUGUAUGCUAUUAUGACCUUUUUG
Vanrija pseudolonga is the source of this 772-nucleotide messenger RNA. It is a transcript of the gene Hsbp1, whose product is annotated as Heat shock factor-binding protein 1. Gene Ontology annotation, biological process: cellular heat acclimation. The record is from RefSeq and is a predicted model, not a curated record. Bases 72 to 653 code for a protein of 193 amino acids. NCBI's taxonomy places the organism in Eukaryota, Fungi, Basidiomycota, Tremellomycetes, Trichosporonales, Trichosporonaceae. The transcript is spliced from 4 exons. Gene Ontology annotation, molecular function: transcription corepressor activity. Gene Ontology annotation, cellular component: nucleus; cytosol.